This is a messenger RNA of Camellia sinensis, 1140 nucleotides long. The record is from RefSeq and is a predicted model, not a curated record. NCBI's taxonomy places the organism in Eukaryota, Viridiplantae, Streptophyta, Magnoliopsida, Ericales, Theaceae.
AUGACUGUCAUGAUAAGGUGUGUAUGCGAAGAAGAGAAGCCGUGGCUAAGCAAGAAGAAGAAACUGUCGGUGGUGAUGGUGAAGGCGUCUGUGGCCGCUUCGGAGAGUAGUAAUGUCCUAAAAACUUCAAAGCCGCCGCACCAAACAAAUGCAGGAGUAAUAGAUAUGGCCUCUCUGCUUGCAAAGGUUACUUUUACGGCGCUUCUGAUCUUAAGGGUCGUUGCUAAACCAAGGCCAUGGAAAUUACAUCCCCAGAUGCUCAUUGAAAGGGGUUGUUUCAUGGUUCUAGAAUCCUAUUUCAGCUAUUUCAAUUCAUUGUCCCAAAGUUCAGAUCAAGGAGACGUGAUAGAUAUGUUCCUCAUAGGAACAGCAAUGCUGAUGUUUGGGAUGGGGUUGCAUGUCAUGUUUAUGGGUUCAAAAUAUCUCAAAGGAAAAGGAAACUUGAGCAGUUUAUCCACCCUAACCCUUUUUGAAAACCAUCUUUUUGGAUCAAUCCCUCGUGAAGUUGGGUUGUUAAUGUCUCUCAGUAAGCUUGCUUUGUAUUCUAACAAUUUUAUGGGUUCAAUCCCUCCUUCUAUAGGGAACUUGGGCAACUUAGCAAUUCUAUACCUUUAUGACAAUCAACUUUCAGGAACAAUUCCUAAUGCAAUUGGGAAACUAAGGUCUCUCAUUGAACUUGAUUUGUCAGCAAACAAUCUUAUUGGGUCAAUCCCUACAUCUAUAGGAGACUUGUAUAACUUAAACAUUUUGCACCUCCAGGCAAACACAUUCUCAGAAUGGAUUCCUUCGACUAUUGGAAACUUGACCAAGCUCAGUGCGUUAGAUUUAGUCGUAAAUCAAUUAUCUGGCUACAUUCCUUCAGAGAUAGGAAAGUUGAAAUUCCAUGAGUUUCUUGGGUUGACCAGCAACCACCUCACUGGUCUUACAUAUUUGAAAAUUUUCCAUAUAGGUUACAACAAACUUACCGGUCAUUUGCCAGGACACUUAUGCUUUGAAGGUGGAUUACUUGCAUUGAGUGCAAACAACAACAAUUUCAUUGGUCCCAUCCCAAAAAGUUUGAAAAAUUGCCAUAGCUUAUACAGAGUUAGGCUUGAUGGAAACCAAUUUUUAGGAAAGUGGACAAAUUUUAUAGUUUCUUAA